AAGAAAAAAGUGUACGAGGAAAUCAUGAAUGAAAUGAAAUAACAGUAUCAUUCAUAAAUAUUUACUCACGUGCUACUUUUUUUAUUUCAUUGAAACACGUGAAAGAAUUGAAGAAACGAUCCACUUUUCAUUGUAAUAAUUAUUGAAACAUUUCAAUUAUUUUAUAAAAAACAAUUAUAUAUAUAAAAUCGCAAGAAUAUUGAUACUCUUACAAAAAUUGGAUUUUUUUUUUUUUUUACUUAACAAAAAUUCUUUCUUCUACAUUUAAAAAAUAGAGAAGCAUCGAAUUCACAGAUUCAUUCAAAAUCCAUUAUAUCCAAAGUAUCCAGAAGUGUAUAAUAAAAAGGGGGAUCGCGAAUUUAUAACGAUGAUUCCGUCGAUCCAUGCUCGAAAGUGUUUUCUAAAAUGAGAGAACGUGCUAACAGCUUUAUUCGCUUCGAUAUUUUGACACAGAUGCAAACACACCGCGAUCGGUGAUGUAUUUGCACUCGGUGUGUGUUUUAACAAUUCGAUGAAAGAGAGAAAUGGGGAGAGCAGAACGGGAAACGCUUUAUCCGAGUUUUCGCUCGAGUUCUCGCAUCUUGGAAAUUUUUUUAUCCUCGAAUAUAUAUCUAUUCUUCUCGUAUCUUUUUUAAACCAUCCCUUUUAUUUCAUUUUUUCUAAUUCUUACAUUUCUUUUUCUUUUGUUAUUAUUUCAGAUUUUUUUAUUAAUGAUGAAUUAAAGGACACCAUGAUUUGAUCUCGAUGUGUGUUAUCAAGGAUGAGAUCUUGAAAAUUCGUAAUUGAUCUUAAUUGUAUUUUGUAUCGUAAAAUAAUAUUUGAUCUGAUCGAUCAUCAAGUAAGAAGAUUUAGAUAAUAACAAAUAAUUUAUUAAUUAUUGGACAAUCUUCAAAAUUCGUAUUGGAGAUAAUUAGAUAAUUUUAAAUCGUUUGUCGAGGAAUUAUUUAUUGGAGUAAAUGGUUUGGAAAUUGUUAAAAAAUAAGGAAUGAUGAGUCAGAGGAAUUUGUUAGUACAUAAAUAAUACGUAAAUAACUCCAUAAUUCCAUAAUGGUAUUUGAGGAUAGAAGAGAACGAGAGGUGUACAACCUCAAGAUAUAAUGCGAUCAACGAUGUAUAAUUGGAUUUGCGACUAACGAUGGUUCAGUAAGGAAGAUUUGAUCAGAGGACGAGGUUUAAUCCUCAGCUCGUUUCUCGCAUACUGUUAACAAUUAUCUUGUUAACAGUUGUUAAAUCAAUAUCUAGGAAAAUGUGAUUUCAUUAAAUUAUAAAUAUUCAAAUUGAUCCAUAAUUUUGAUAGAAUGCAAAUAGAUUUUGCGAACAAUAAUGAGGAUUUCAAUGGAGCCAAAAACAAAGCAAUCAAAAUAUAAAACGAAAUGUAUAACUGUAAAAAAUGCGAAACAAUAUUUAUAUUUUUGAAUCCGCAAGUAUUCAAUAAAUCAAAAAUGAUUAUAAAAUCUUAAUAAUAAUUAGUGUAAAAAUACUCCAUCGUAAGUGACAAGACUUGGAAUUAUUCAAAAUAAUUACAUAUCCCAUGUACCAAAUCAAUAAUGGAAAGAAAUUUUCGAAAUGAAUACAGUCCUAAAAUGCAACGCAAUUUCGGAACAAGACAUUCUGAAAGAAACGAGAUAUAUAGAUACACGUGAAAAACUCUCUUUCAUCUUUCAUAUUUCUAAGAAAAUUUCGUGGAAUACGAAAUGGAAUCGCGUCGAAUUUUCAUCAAACUCUGAAUAAAAGAAGGUUCAAGAAAUUCGGAACUCGAUGAAACUAUUUCUGAGUCGCACGUGCCAUCGUGUUAUACCGUGCGGAUCAUUACGACGUAUCCCUGACUUUGAAUUCGUUAUCCGACGGGUAUACAACGCUUUAAUUUUUCAUCGGUAACGAAAUCAAGGCCGUGUGUUGGCCGGUCGAUAAUCUGGAAAAACGUGGCGAAAAUGGUGUUCCCUUCGCGUCUUCUUCGCGUUGUGCAAUAAGAGGGUCGAAACGAAGGAUCGACUUUCGAAAGGCGGUGGUGCCCCCUACCUCGAGGAAUUUGUUUUUCAACUCGUUGGCAAAACGAUCGAUCGAUUUUCAGGGUAUUUUUAAUUUAGAGAAACGUGGUAUGGCGUGUGAGGGAUUAUGGCAGGUAAUAAUGGCAGUGAUUAGGCUUAUUUGAUUUUAUCGUGUGAUAUAAUUUUUUUCCAUAUUUUUCCAAGAGACAGAGUAAGAGAGAAAGAUAUAUAUAUUCUUAUCUUUCUGAUGAUUGAUUUUUUAGUUUAACGUUGUUGGUUUGGAUAGAAAUGAAAGAAUAGUGAGAUUGAUCGAUUUAAAAUUAUCGAUGAUUAAACAAAGUAUUAGAAGCAUAGAAAUAAUAGAAUUAAUUUCACAAUAUAAUACUUGAAAACUUAUAAUCCAAAUCUCAACUUCAUUAUUUAGUUUUUUUUUCUUAUCAGUUUCUUAAAAUCUCUAAUCUCAUGAACGUUACUUGCUACUUUUUAACAAUCAAAAUUCACGAACGUUCACGGGGAAAUCACAAAGCAAAACGUUUGAAAUUUGCAUAUGCUUAGCAUGUUAAACUGAUUCGUCAAAGUCAAUCACUUUGAAAUUGAUUUUUUUUUCAAAAUCCCUGAUUCUUCACGAAUGAAUAAAAUUAAAUUUAUUUAUUGUUCCGCUGCUACUAUACUUACUUAAAGUUUGAGUUUACAUUAGAUAGACAGAGCUCCAACUACGCUUAAUACGUUAAUAUAAUCCCAAUAACGAUAUUUAAUCCAAUUUUUAUGCUUGUUUUAAUCGAAUACGAAUUUCGACAAUUUGCAUUGUGCCAAAAAUGGCGAACGAAAUUUCAUCCAUCUUCUCGAAUGCACACACGCUAUAUCUCUCUCUAAAUAGAUCACGAUAGAUAAAAGAUGUAACGUGUCUAUAUUAAGCCAAAACAACGUUUCACUGUCGCGGGAAUCCUAAGCUGAGAAACUUUAAAGAGGGAGGAAGAAAGAGAAUCGGCGUUAAAUUAAUCAAUUCCCGCCACGACGAAACGAAGCGUGGUGCACCGUUUGUUUACGUAACAACCCUAAUUGCGCAAGUUUAAUUCGAAACUUUCAUCGGUCGGUCCUCGUCCCUCUUGCGACAGAAACGAUUUCGUGUGCAACGAUGACGCCGUCGCGAAUCGAGAACCGAAUUACUCGACACUUAGCGUGGCUAUUUGCGAAACUGAAGUCAGUUUAUGAAUGGCGAGGUUGAGGUUUCUUCGAGUGAUUGAAGGGAACUCGAGGCAAGUCUGCGAGUAUCGUGAUAGUUGAUCGUGUGUCGUCGACUUUUUCUCGCGAACAAAUAUAUUUGAUUUUCCUUUUUUCCUUUUUUUUUAGGUGAAUAUAUAAGCAAGAUUUGAUCUGUAUCAAAAUUAUAGUUUGUAAGAAAAGAUGUGAUAAAUUUGUGUACGAAACGUUCAAUAACUUGUUAAAUUAAUUGAAAGGUUUCCUUGAUAACGAUCGAAACGUUAAGAUCGAGAUAUUAAAAAAAAAAAAAGCCUAAGACAUGAGAUAUCAUGAUAAAAUCGUUCCUUAAAUAUAUCUAUUAUUGCAAAUAUCAGAAAUUAUAAACUCGUCGACACGUUACAUGAUGAACAACUUGGUUGAAAAGCAAUGAUGGAUGACGAUACAAUCACGCCUCACCUUUGCCCUCGCCACCUUAAAUCCUUACGUCAAAUUUGUUCGUCGUGAAGUGGACGGUGUCCAGGAUGCAAAGAAUAGCGAAUACAGUUAUCCCGCUUCUGUCUUCGUAACGAAGAUGACAACGUUACUCGCGCUGUUGAACGGCCCUGACCUUACCAGAAGCAGGCAACGGAAGCACUCGGCCAAAAAUGUCGACGGUGGGGCCGUGAUUCGACGAUUUUGGUAGGAAGGAAGCCGAGGGACGCGAAGAAGUGGAGGAGAAGGAAGAAAUGGCGUCCACAAGCGGGCACAAGAGGAACGGCUCGAGUUCGAGCAUGUUCACCCAUAAGCGAACCGAGUCAGGCGGCGGUUUUAUCGGCCACAAACGUGCCGAGAGCAUAUCCAGUGCCUUUGGCCACAAACGAUCCGAGAGUGGCCACAAGAGGAACGAGAGCAGCGGAGGUGGUUUCGGCCACAAAAGGUCCGAAUCUGGUAGCAAUUAUCAUGCUGGGCAUCGAAGGAACGAAAGCAUGUAUGCUAUGACUGGUCUGUACGCUGAGAGCGCGACCACGGGAACCGAUGAGACCACAGACCCACUGCAAGCAACCGGUAGCAGACUGACUCAUGACACCGUCAUCAGGUGUCACAGUAGAAAUCCCAGUUCUGGCCUCGUGGACCAUAGAGAUUUUAUCAUCAAAUGUCACAGCAGGAAUCCCAGUGCUUCCAUGGUGGACAGGACAGAGAAAGAGAGAGCGCAAACCCCACCGUUUAAUCCGGAUUCGAAGGACUGUGGAAUCCUGAGCUGCAGGCCGGCUUUUAUACAAAGAUUCGCUGGAAUAAAGGUGUUUGUGUUCCUUCUAUCGUUUCUUGUCACAUUGCAACAAGCACUUAGUUCAGGUUACAUAAAUUCUGUGAUCACGACCAUAGAGAAAAGGUUCGAAAUCCCGUCCAGCCUUUCAGGCGUCAUUGCUAGCUCCUAUGAAAUUGGAAAUGUCAUCACUGUCAUCUUCGUCAGCUAUCUUGGUAGCCGAAGACAUAUACCUGUUUGGAUAGCGAUUGGCGCUGUCAUAAUGGGAUUGGGAUCGAUGAUCUUUAUGGUGCCACACUUCACAGCCGAGCCCAAUUUAAUGACGGCUGUGAAUAACUCUAGCUCAGACAACAUUUGUCGUGGAAUUUCGUUACGCAAACAAGACAUGGACUUGGGUCGCCUUUCAUCUGGAUUAUCAUCACCACCUUUAGCACCACACAACAAUUUAAGAGGUGAUAAUUGCAUUCAAGGAUCUCCAUCUACUGCUGGUCCUGUUAUGUUAUUUGUACUUGCUCAGUUACUAUUAGGCUGUGGUGGUUCUCCUUUAUUUACUCUUGGUACUACAUAUAUAGAUGAUCAUGUACGACCAGAAAGUGCUUCUUUGUAUAUUGGUUGCAUGUAUAGUAUGGCAGCUUUUGGACCAGUUUUAGGUUUUCUUCUUGGAGCUUAUCUAUUAUCAUUUCAUAUGGAUUCAUUUUCUGGAACAAUUAUCAGUAUAGAUCCAGGUGAUCACAGAUGGGUAGGCAUGUGGUGGGGUGGGUUUUUACUCUGUGGCUUACUCCUAAUUUUAGUGGCAAUUCCUUUCUUCAGUUUUCCAAAAACUUUACAACGAGAGAAAGAAAAAAUACGUAUCAUUGAAAAAAAUAAAUCAUCAUCGCAGAAAGAGAAAGAGCAAUGCAAAGAACCAAAAAAAGAAAAACUUGAUGAUAGUGGUUAUGGAAAAGAUGUGAAAGAUAUUCCUAGGAGUAUGUGGAGACUGGUAUGUAAUCCAGUAUAUGUAGUGACGUGUUUAGGAGCUUGCAUGGAAUUAGUGAUUGUUUCUGGAUUCGUGGUUUUCUUGCCAAAAUAUUUGGAGACACAGUUCAGCCUAGGAAAGAGUCAAGCUAGUGUAUUCACCGGCUCUAUAGCGAUACCAGGUGCCUGCAUUGGAAUCUUUUUUGGCGGAUGUUUGCUCAAACGUUUAGAAUUAAGACCGAAAGGUGCGGUUCAGUUCGUUCUUGUCUCGAACAUGAUAUGCCUGGUGUGCUAUGGUCUCCUUUUUUUCCUCGGUUGUGACAAUGUAAAAAUGGCUGGGACCACUAUACCAUAUUUUAACAGCAGUACAAAGGGUCCUGAACCCUUUCAAGUAAAUCUCACUGCCGCAUGUAAUUUCGGUUGCGAAUGCCGAAUGACAGAUGUGGAACCAGUCUGUGGAAACAACGGUCUCACAUAUUUUAGUCCUUGUCAUGCAGGUUGCACUGCCUUCAGUUCUAAAUCAAAUUUCACUAAUUGUGCAUGUAUACACGGAAAUUUAACAACGAUACCUCCAGUAGCACCAGAAUUUGCAGAGGUAACGGUAGUACCAGUAGCUACUGCGGGUCCGUGCACUUCGCCAUGUAGGACUAUAUUUCCAUUUUUAAUUUUACUUUUUUUUAUGACAUUUAUUGUUGCCAUCACUCAAAUGCCUCUAUUAAUGAUAGUAUUACGAUCAGUCUCAGAAGAGGAAAGAUCGUUUGCUUUAGGCAUGCAAUUUGUAAUCUUUCGACUAUUCGGUUAUAUACCUGCUCCUAUUUUAUUUGGUAAUUUAAUUGACUCUACAUGCUUACUUUGGAAAAGCACUUGUGGAGAAAAAGGUGGAAGAUGUUUACUUUAUGACAUUGAACAAUUUAGAUACAGAUAUGUUGGACUUUGCGCUGGCAUUAAGAUUUUAGCUUUGGCAUUGUUCCUUAUUGACUGGUGGUUAGUUAGAAGGAGAAGACAAAUGGAAGACCAUGCACCAUCUCUUACUGUCAACGAAUUUGUAGGGUCAAUUAUCAGCCUUGAUAAACUAUUCGAAGAAAAACCUCAUAAUCAUAAUGUAGGAGAAGGAGAUGGCACUUCUCCAAAUUCUGAAUUGCCCACGCCAUCGUCAAUUUCGUCGCCCACAGAGCCUACGAAAUCGACGAACUUAGAAGAUACUGGCUCAUCGAAUCAGACUCAAGAUUCGACAGAGACAGGACAUCGUUCGAAAAAUGCAAUGGACGUCGAUGUUCCCGAUACAAGGCAAGCGCCUCUUGCUAUGGAAGAACCGGAUACGGAAGUGAAACCGUUCACCGGUAAAUCAGAUAAGCAUAUACGGAACGUUUAAUGUUUAACUCAUACUAGAGGCUAUGUAAUUGAAUUAUAUCAAAAAGGUGAUAAUGUAAGUCUGUGGCAAAUUGUUUUGAAGUCACAGGUAAUUCAAUAUACAUAGAGAAAGAGAUAUAAUAUGUACAAUGUACGUGCAUUAUUGAUUUGUGCAAUCCUAAAAAAAAAAAGUUAGUGAGGGAAAAUGUUAUGAAUGGCUUUAAAUAAAAGAAAGAAGGUAAUCUGUAUACAUAUAUAUAUAUAUGGUGCUAAUAUACUUUUUUAAAAAAAUCGAGAGACAAAGAAUUAUCUUAUAUCGUUCCGUAUAUCGUCGGGUAUAAAAUUUAAAUUGUGUUGAAGAUAUAAGUAAAUUUUACACAGAUACAUAACAUACAUUUGCACACAUUAUAUAUUCUUACAUACAGGCGAGUCAAAAAUAUUUUUACAAUGGUUAUAUUUGCGUGAAGAAUAUCGUUUAUGAUACGAAAUAAUUUGCCACAGGUUUGUCUCGAUUGUUUGGCUAUUUUUUAGGAACUAAUAUCACUAGAAUGUACAUUUUUAUGGUGAUGCGAUAUAUAUGUCAAUAAUAGGAAUGUAAUAGGUGAAAAAAAAUAUUUAGACUCGUUUCAGACAGACAUCUUGUAACUUGAUUUCAAAGAUUUUCUUUGUCUGAAACGAGAUUUUUUUGCCAUUAGGAAACGAGCCUUGCGUGGUUAAAAAGAAAGGAAAAAAAGGAAGAAAGGCCAAUAAGGACAAAACUGUAAAUAUAAAAAUUCCUGCCUUAAGAAAUACAAGACUAGACAAACGUAUAUUUAAAGAUAAUUAAAUGAUAGAGUUAAUGAUCUAUAAUGAAUAAUAUCAUUAUAAUUGCAGAUUGAGAGCUGCGAUUUAUUUUAUAACUAGUGAUUAGGCUUUCUCAGAAAUAAAAAAAAAAAAGUAGUCAAUUUAACUUAGUGAUGUAAAGAAAAAUAACAAAUGGAUUAAGAAUCCAUAGCGUUGAUUUGUUUAUAAAAUUAUUUUAACAUUUUGCAAUAGUUUUAUUCCUUUCUUUUUCUUUUUUGCAAAAAAAAAAAAAUACUCUCUUAUGCAAAAAAAAAUCACGCUUUUAACAAGGCGGCACCUUGAUCUCUGAUGUUUUUUCUUCUAAAUAUUAUUAUAUCGAUAAUGCAAUAUUUUAAGAGCUUUCAAAAACAAUCUUAGCAUUAAUUUAAAAAGAAAAAGAAAAAUAAAAAAGAAGACGCAUUUGUGCGAUUUUUUUCAUUAUAACGUGUGCGUUACUUCUUAUCAUAUUCUAUAGAAUGAAUUAUAUAAAAUGAAUUAUGCUUCCAAGCAAUGAAAGAAAAAUAAAAAAACUUAUAAAUUUUUGAUUAAUGAAUAUUAAUGAAAUAAAAUGGUUGGUCAAUUGGGAUUAAUUAUAUAACAUUGAAAUAUGUCUUGAACAAGUUUUGGCUUAUUAAAUACAGUUUGCUCACUUGUUGUUAGGAAGAAGUCUACUUGUUUUGUACCUGAAAGCAUCUCUUACCCAAUUUCGAUAUAACAAAAGAAAAAAAAAGAGAUAAGUGCAAAAAAACAAAAAGAAAGAAAGAAGUAUAUAAAACUUACUCAGGAAAAGAAAUUUUAUAGAGUGUUAAAGGCACUUUUGACACAAUCGAAAAAAGCUAUAAAUAAUAAUGAAUAUCUCUCAGUGCAAAAUUAACGAAAUUUUAGCCUAAGAAAUUAAAAAAAAAAAAAAAAAAGAGAAGGAUAUAAAAUUACUCAUCUCAAGCUCAAUUUCUUUUAAAAAAUAAUGAUACAAGAGAAAAGAAAAAAUUAAUUAAGAAAAUUUUACGGAAAAACAUUUUAAUAAAUAACAAUAUUAUUAUAGGGACAACAAUGUCGUUUGCACGAAUCUAUCAUUUAAAACUGUCUUUCCCUUCGCUUCGGGUACGAAACCGUUUUAUAUAUACUUCUAUAAAAUACUUCUAUAAAAUUCAAAUUAAAAAUGAAAACAAAAGAUAUAAUGUUAAUUUUACACAAUCUCAGAAAAAAAUAAAAUAAAAAAAUAUCAAUAGUAUUAUGGUGACAUCAUCAUUUACUUACGUUAAUGCAACAUACUUAUCUAUGUAUCUCGCACGCUGUUUGGCCCGUCACUGUCAAUUUUUCAAAGUGUAGUUACACAUUACCCCUAUACAUAUAUACAUACACACAUAUGUUAUAUUUUAGAGGCAAUUUUGAUGUUUGUGAACCGUUUGAACCAUUCGGUGAAUUCGAUCGUUCGAAAUGUUCUUGAGGCCGUGAUGAUCUCUCUCCUAACUAACGAUUAAUUAUUACGAAGCAUUUACGUAUUAACUAUACCUACUUUGUGAUAUAAAUCUUUGUAUCGAACGAUGGUGUUUGUCGAAUGGAUUUCUUGUAUACAUGAGAAAUACAAAACAAAAAGGAAAAAAGUGCUGUGAAUAGAAAGAAAUAAAAAAGAUGAAUAAAAAAAAGAAGGAACAGAAGAAAAAUAUAGAGACAAAAAGGUUAGAAAAAAGAACAAGUUACACAGGUAAAAUCAAAUUCAAUUCAAUUUACAUGUUCAUCGAGAAUGAUAAAUAAGAAUUUGUUAACAGGAAGAAAUUAAUGAUUGCAUCCACCAAAAUAACUACAAUUGUAUAUAGAGAAUUAUAAUAGUUAAAACGAUUUAUAAUGAGCAAUUGAGGAAAAAGAAAACUACAUGAUUAUGUGUAUUAUAAUUAUAUAUAUAUAUAAAUAUAUACGAUUUAAUAGAAUUUUAUGGUGAUCGCUAUCGAUGCGAUAAUGUUCUGUUUCUAAUCAAAUGCGACGUUUUGUACCAUUUGUGGCAAAAAUAUUUAAGAAAGAAACGAACAAUUGAGCGCGUGACCCGCACAAUUUUUCCAUCGUGUUACUUAAAUAUUUUUACAAAAGCCUUUCUCGCAUAUUAUAUUUAUGACGAAUCUUGUAUUCUUAGAUUUUUUCUUUUUUGUUUUCUUUUGAUUGAUUGUUUAACUCCUUGCCUUUUUAUUCUUUCGAACACUAUAUAUUAAAGUUUAGUCAUAAUUAACAUAUCAUUUCUUUAAAGAAUUCUUCAAAAAAACUAACAUUAGAAAUAUUAAAUCUGUUUUGAUUACUAGA
Molecule: messenger RNA, 9849 nt
Organism: Apis laboriosa (Himalayan honeybee)
Lineage: Eukaryota; Metazoa; Arthropoda; Insecta; Hymenoptera; Apidae
Gene: Oatp30B
Product: solute carrier organic anion transporter family member 5A1
Exons: 15
Coding region: 3914-6757 (947 amino acids)
Biological process (GO): transmembrane transport; sodium-independent organic anion transport
Cellular component (GO): membrane
Molecular function (GO): protein binding
Source: RefSeq, a predicted model, not a curated record